Dermacentor albipictus is the source of this 1140-nucleotide messenger RNA. RefSeq names its product sulfotransferase 1E1-like. Gene Ontology annotation, molecular function: sulfotransferase activity. The record is from RefSeq and is a predicted model, not a curated record. Gene Ontology annotation, cellular component: cytoplasm. Lineage: Eukaryota; Metazoa; Arthropoda; Arachnida; Ixodida; Ixodidae. Gene Ontology annotation, biological process: sulfation.
CAAAAGCGCUCGUCAGUUCGGGCUUGCUCGUGAAAUUCCAACCUGCAGCAUUUAGAGUCAGCUGCAUGUCCACUUAAACCGCGGUCAUUCUCAUCUUCGCCUUGCGCUGUUCUGUCCUUUGGUCCACUGCCUUGAAGCAACAAUGAAUCUCGAGUCUUACAUACACGUCGACGGCCUCUCGCUUCACGAAUGGUUCCACGAGGACACAGUACGCUCCGCGCUGUCCUACAAGCCCAGCUCCGACGACGUUUUCAUAGUGACGUACCCGAAGUCUGGAACGACGUGGACGCAAUACGUGAUCCUCAGCAUUCUUGGUGGAGGCGAGGCGCCGAGAACCUACGUUGACUACAUGUUGAACUCCCCGUAUUUGGAGCUCAUGGGUGUCGAGGGUGUCGAGAGAAUGCCCAGACCGGGUCUGGUGAAAACUCACCUUCCUUUUCACAAGGCACCCUACUCACCGGAAGCGAAGUACAUUUGCGUCGCCAGGAACCUCUACGACGUUUGCGUGUCGUACUAUUACCACACACGGGCCCUUACACCAAAGAGAGUGAAAGACGUUUCAUUUUCCAGAUUUCACAAAAUGUUCACAGAGGGCAGGCUCUCAUACGGCGACUACUUCGACCAUCUGCUAUCCUGGUACGAACAUCGAGACCAACAAAACGUGUUGUUUUUCACGUACGAAGAAAUGAAAAAGAAUCCCAGGUUGUGGGUCUUGAAGAUAGCCGAAUUUCUCGGAGAUAAGUACGCAGACAUGCUCAAAAAUCACCCUGAAACGCUUGAAAAAGUUCUGGAUGCUACGAGCUUAAACAGCAUGAAGGCUGUCUUUACCGAGAAGCUGACCACGUCGGUGCUGGAACUUCUGAACUUGCCAGCAGACAAGGCUCUGAAGUCACUCCAGGUCUACCAAGACAUCUGGCCACAAAUGGGAGAGAUGCAUGUGUGUGAAGGCUUUGUUCGCAAAGGUGUGAUUGGUGACUGGAAGGAACAUUUCACACCGGAUCUCAUAGUGAAAACGAAGGCGUGGAUAAGGAAAAAGACUGCAGGGUCCGAUGUUAUGCAACUUUGGAAGGACAUAGAGCUACCCUAGCUUGAUACAUGCAGUGAGAAAAUUCUGAGAAAAUGCAAUGUGCAGCUGCCGUA